AUGCUCGCCCUGCGUACCACCAACCUGCCUAUCCGUUCUGCCCUGACGCGCGCGUCGGGUGCGAUCCGCAUGUACUCUGACAACCCCGUCGGCUCCGACGGCACUGCCGGCGCCACCGCCCAGAGCCAGGGCUGGAAGAAGCGCGAGCAGGCCUCGGAGGACUACUACGUGCUUGAGCAGGAGAAGCAGAAGCUCCAGAAGCUCCGCGAGUCGCUCGAGAAGCAGCAGAAGGUCGUCGACGACCUCCACCAGGAGAAGAAGUAA
Messenger RNA from Malassezia japonica, 264 nucleotides. RefSeq lists its product as uncharacterized. Gene Ontology annotation, biological process: negative regulation of ATP-dependent activity. The coding region runs from base 1 to 264 and encodes 87 amino acids. Lineage: Eukaryota; Fungi; Basidiomycota; Malasseziomycetes; Malasseziales; Malasseziaceae. Gene Ontology annotation, molecular function: ATPase inhibitor activity. The transcript has 4 exons. The record is from RefSeq and is a predicted model, not a curated record. Gene Ontology annotation, cellular component: mitochondrion.